Messenger RNA from Nicotiana tabacum (common tobacco), 3029 nucleotides. RefSeq lists its product as uncharacterized. Lineage: Eukaryota; Viridiplantae; Streptophyta; Magnoliopsida; Solanales; Solanaceae. The record is from RefSeq and is a predicted model, not a curated record.
UUUUCUGAUGUGGUCCCAUCUCUGUUUUUAUUUCUAUUUUUUUCCUAGCUUACGAAGGAUGAUUUCAAAGGUUGAUAUUGUGUUCAAUUAUGGGGGUAAAUGGGUAUUUUCACCUGACCUAGUAUACUGUGAGGAACUCGUGCACUUAUGGACAUCAUUUGAUCCUUAUUUAUUGAGUUAUAAGGAUAAAUGUGAUGAGUUUACCUCUAGAUCAGGGUUUGUCAAAGCUAAACAAUUGUUAGUGGUUGGGCCUUCGGGUAAGUACUAUUUGGUAGAAGGUGAUGGGAGUAUCAUGGCUCUUCUUUGCUUAUUAUGUAACAAAUUCAAGGUCUUAAAUUUCUUUGUUGUUGAUGAGAGUAAGUCGACUAUUUUUAAUCCACAUAUCACAGACCAAACAGAAACAUAUCAUGUAGAUGUUGAGGUUGGUACAAACUGUGAACAUAGUCUUGGUUCUGGUAGUGUACAUGAACCUUCAGAUGGUGAGGAAUAUAAUUCUGAAGAAAUGGAGGGUAUUAGCAAUGAAGUGAGGAGGGUUAUAGAAGAUAAGUUGGAAAACUAUAAGGAGUUGAAGCUAGGUAUGUCAUUUAAGGACAUGAAAAAAGGCAGGCAAGCUGUGAAUUUAUAUGCUUUAGCUAACAAAAAGGCUUUGGAGUUGAUUAAAUGUGAAAAAAAGAGCCAGAUAUGGUUGUCAAGAAGGGUGCCCCUUUAGGUGUCUAAUUUUUGGAGAUGGGAGAACUGGUGGGUUCAAGAUUAAAACUUGGAAGGAUGAGCACACAUGUGAGGAUGCCUUUAAGAAUUCUAGAGCUGAUUAUGCCACAUUAGCUCAGUAUUUUAAGAGUAAGGUCCAAAAUAACCUUAAAUACAUGAUUAAAGAUAUGAGAGGUGAGCUUGAACAUUGUUUGAAGUUGAAUGUGACUAGAUCCAAAAUGAAAAGGGCUAAGAAUAUGGUUCUUCAGAAACUGGAAGGUAGUUUAUAGAUGACUACAACAAACUUGAGGCAUAUUGCCAAGAAAUUAGGAUGUCUAAUCCGGGAAGUGAUGUAGUUAUAAAUAUUUCCAAAGAUGCACUAGCAGAAGGUAACAAUUUUUUUUUGAGAAUGUAUUUAUGCUUUAAUGCUUUGAAGCAAGGCUGGAAAAAAUGGUUUGAGACUAUUAAUUGGAGUAGAUGGUACAUUCUUAAAGGGUAUAACCAAGAGUCAGUUGUUGGUGGCAUUAGGACAAGAUUCCAUGAAUCAUUUCUACCCACUAGCAUGGGUUGUGGUGGACAAGGAAACAAGCAGGACUUGGAGUUGGUUCAUGGUGCUGUUGAAGUUGCCUUUGGAGCUUAAAAAUGGUGCAGGAAUCACAUUCAUAUCAGAUAUGCAAAAGGGCUUGUUGGAUGCUGUUAGCAUAGUACUUCUUGAGGCUAAUCACAUGUACUAUGUGAGACAUAUUGAGACUAACUGGUGCAAAAAAAUGGAGGAGUGGUGAAAUGAGAAAGUUGUUAUGGUGGUGUGCAUGGAGUUCAUAUGAUGAGGAGUUUAAAGACCAAUUGAAAAAAUUAGGGAAUCUGUUUGAAGAUGCUGCAAAGGAUAUCUUAAAGUAUCCCCCAAGGGCAUGGUGCAGUGCAUAUCUUGACACUCAAUGUAAGAAUAUGAUGGUUGAUAAUAACUUUACUGAGUCAUUUAAUGCAUGGAUUCUUGAGGCAAGAGGAAAACCAAUUAUCAAAAUGUUGGAGGAUAUAAGAGUGAAAGUGAUGGUGUUGUUAGGAGACAAUGAGGCUAAAGUGAGAAGUUGGAAUGCAGAAUAUAGUCCAACUUGCUUGAAACUGUAUUGUGAUUGGAGGGGCAUAGCACAUGACUGUAAGGUCAUAUUUAAUGGAGAUUGGGGAUAGGAAGUGUCUGGAGGAAUUUAUAGACACUGUCAAUCUGCAACAAAGAAGAUGCACAUGCAGGUUAUGGGAUUUAUCUGGCAUUCCUUGCCCUCAUGCAAUAAAAGCAAUGAUGUAUAAGAGGGUAGAGUCUGUAGGUGAAAUCUAUUAGUGGUAUAGUAAAGAGGCAUACUUGCUAAUAUAUAAGGAAAAGCUUUAGCCUGUUAGGGGUCGACAGUUCUGGAAGGUUGAACCUUCACAUGCCAUGUUACCUCCUGAUAUUGUGAAGCAAGUUGGCAGACCCAAAGUGAAAAGAAAUAGGGAACCAGAUGAGGUAAGAAAAAAGAUAGGGCAGUGGAGCCAAUCAAGGAAGGGGACACAUAUGACAUGUAGUAACUGUGGUGAGCCAAACCACAAUGCAAGGGGUUGUUUCAAGCCCAACUCUUUUGGAAAUGUUACAAGUUGCAGUCAAACUCAAGAAUCUGAUCAACCAAACCACAAUGAAAGGAGUUGUUACAAGCUUAAGUCUACUGGAAAGAGUUCGCAAUCAAGUAAAAGAAAGGGUGCAAGCUGCAGUCAAACUCAAGAGUCUUAUGCAAUGGAGAGUGACCAAGAGUCACAAACUGAUUUUGGACCAUUUGCUGCCACCCAAGAGGUUGAACCAUAUGGUCCGGAAGUUGACAAUGAAGAAGACCCUCAACUUAGGCCAAUGGUUGUUUCAGAAACACAGUCAAGGAUUGAGAGGGGCAACCUAAGAGGACCUACAACUGGGGCAAGAAAAAUUAAGUUUACUGGAGGAGAUCACAUUGGGGCUUCGACACCUACCAAUCUUCCUUAUUCUCCAACUAAGCUGACAUGGAAGGGAAAAACUGCAAUCUCAUCAAGCCAAGUCCAACUUGAGGCAAGAAAGAGAAAUACCAAGAUGAUGGCAAAAAAGGGCAAACGAAAAAUUGCAUCUAAUGAUGAAGAUUUUCUUUAAAGUCAAUUGCUAUGGUUUUUGUUAUGAUUGGUUAUUAAAACAAUUAUAUUUAGUUAGUAAACAAACAUUAAUGGUUGGUUGGUAGUUAACCUUUUUGGGGGUUGGUUAAGUAUCUGAUGGUUAAGUGUGGUAAAACUAUUAUGUGCCUUAUUCAAAUGGUAUUGAUGAAACCUUUUUUGGCUAUGUACAAAGCUGUGGAGCA